GAUUGUCUAAUGCAGGUUUUCACUUAUUUACAGUGUCAACUCUGUUCCCGGGAAAUUGAAAAAACCUAAAAGUAAAAGAAAGGAUUUUUGUAUAAUUAUGCGAAAAGAUUGAGUCACAGAGAGUUGAAUGUUGGUGUUAGAUUGAUAUGGAAGAUAGAAAAGAGUGUUGCAGGUGCAGAGAAUUGGAAGUUGAGAUUGAGAAGAAGAAGAGUGAGUACAAAACUCUGGAGGCCAAGUUUAAAAAGUUAGAAGAAAAGGUGAAGACUUUGAAGAGGAGAAAGGACGGAAAGAGAAAGCUUUCUGGAAUUGUGGACUUGACUGGAGAUGAUGAUGAAGAAGAAGAAGAAGAAGAGAGGGUGAUUGAGCUGAUGAUCGAGAACAGUGUUUUGGAAUGUGAAAAGAAAAAGGCUGAGUCUGAAGUUGAGUUCCUGAAGCAAAAGUUGAGGGAAAUGGAGAUUAAUUUCAGUGAAGCAGUUGAAGAUAAACCCAUGAAUAAUUCAGUUUCAGAAACUCCUCAUAAUGGCACAGUUUCUGAGCAUGUUACUUGUCCUAAAGGAGAUGAGGGAGGUCUCAGUUCAAAAUCUAAAGUGGCAUCAUCUAGAAGACAAGUCAGAAAACAUCUGGCAUUUGAUGAAGGGCAAAGUCCAGGCAAGAAAAUAGCUCCAUCGACGCCUAGCGUUGCUAGAACUGCUUCUCUGGGAAUAAUUGAUGUGUGUGACAGUGAUGAAGAACCUUAUAUGGCACAUGUUGGAAUACCUUCUGUCGAUACACAGGGAAAUAGAAAUGUUGGCCUUCCAACUGAUCAUGCAUUAGAAGGAUUUGUGGGUAGUGAUAAGGGGACUUCUAACAGAAGUGGGAAAAGGGCUCUUUUUAAGCACUGCCAUGAGGAGGACACGACUGGUUUUGAGGAUGAUAUCUCAUUUAUUUCGCCUCCUAAAAGAAAACGAGCUUCUAAUGUUGUUACUAGUGAUACAGAGAGUGAUGAUAAAAAUGAUGAUUUUCCCAUCGGUAAACUCAGGAGGCUGCAUCUUCAUGAAAUAAUUUCUGAUCAAGUUCCUUCUGAAAUGAAUAGUUGUUCUGCGACUACUGCUGCUCCUGGAGCUGACAACAUCACAAAUCCCAAAACUCCUGCAAGGCGACGCCUGGUGUCAUUGAAAAAGUGCUUAGAAAAGAGUGGGGUAGCAGAAGGUUCUUCAAGUAAGAGUAAUGAAACUGAAUGUCAACGUGGAAUUCAUACAGCUGAGGCUCUUUCAGAUGAUAUAUCGGAAGAGGAUGGAUCAGAGAGUGAGGGUGAGAGCUUGAAUGGAUUUAUUGUGGAAAGCUCUGAAGUUUCAGAUGUUGAUGAUGCUUCUAGUGAGACUAUAGAUGAAUCCGAUGACAAUGAGGACUUUCAUGAUGUUUUAUCUAGACUUAGAAGGAGCAAAGGUAAGAAAUUGGAGUGGGAGUUUGAAGGAGACAUGCUUGCAGCCUUUGGUAAGGAUGCUGAACUGUGCAUGAAGGCUGUAUGUGCCCUUUAUCGACAACAAACUCAUGAAGAAAAAGCAAGCAAGGGAUCUCUGGUCUACAAUCACAGGGGUUUCAGCAAAUUUGAUGCACCCAGGGGCACUACUCUGGCUGAGUUUCUCACUGGGGGAGAUCCACAAGGCAAUCUGAAAAAAUCUGUCAAGCAGUUGGAAGAGCAUGACCAUAAGGGAGUUGAGAUGUGCAGAACGUUCGCAACUCACUACUCCAAGCAGUUGUUUGAGAUCUACAAGAACAAGGAGGAUCCUCUCUUUUUCCCUUGAGUUGCCCUGCCACUGCUUCAGAUUCGAAAAUAUUACGAAUCAGAGAACUGCAUCUGGAAACCAAGUCGCAGAGAAUGGCAUUUCGUAAUUUUUUUCCAUUCACUGCAUUGUAUAAUAAUUAGUUUACUCAGAUAUGGCUUGUAUUUCUAAUAUUACCGUAGAAACACAACGCAAUGGUGUAUUUGUGUGUAUAUGUUCCUAUUAUAUAACUAAAAUUGGUGUACAUUUGAUAUUGCUGCCGAAUGUUAUAGAAUGUUGCAUAAGCAGUUCCUAGUA
Molecule: messenger RNA, 2060 nt
Organism: Mangifera indica (mango)
Lineage: Eukaryota; Viridiplantae; Streptophyta; Magnoliopsida; Sapindales; Anacardiaceae
Exons: 3
Coding region: 147-1784 (545 amino acids)
Source: RefSeq, a predicted model, not a curated record